AUGCCUAUCUAUCUAUCUAUCUAUCUAUCUAUCUAUCUAUCUAUCUAUCUAAUUUUUAUUCCGAUCUAUUCCAUUCUUCUGUCUUAUUCUAUUCCUAUAUAUUUAUCUCAUUAUGUUGUUAUCUAUCUAUCUAUCUAUCUGUCUUUUUUCGUAUCUAUCUAUCUAUCUAUCUAUCUAUCUAUCUAUCUAUCUAUCUAUCUGUCUGUCUGUCUAUCAAGUCCAUUCUUAUCUGUUUGUUUAUCUAUCUAUCUCACUAUUAUCUAUCUAUCUAUCUAUCUAUCUAUCUAUCUAUCUAUCUAUCUAUCUAUCUAUCUAUCUAUCAAGUCCAUUCUUAUCUGUUUGUUUAUCUAUCUAUCUAUCUCACUAUUAUGUUCUUAUCUAUCUAUCUAUCUAUCUAUCUAUCUAUCUAUCUAUCUAUCUAUCUAUCUAAAUCUCAGCCACUCCUAUCUCUGUAUCUAUCCUACUCAGUUUCUCUCUCUCUCUCUCUCUCUCUCUCUACUCUCUCUCUCUCUCUCGCUCUCUCUCUCUCUCUCUCUCUCUCUCUCUCUCUUUCUGACUCUGCUUUCUUUGACAUUCCUCUUCCUUCUUUACUUUCUCGGCACCUCUCUUUCUCUCUCUCUAUCUUUGCUCCUUUAUCGACCACUCUCACACUCUCUUCCUACUUUACUUUCUCUCUCAUCCUUACUUCGUUCCUCUCUCCCCCUUCUCUUUCUUCUUUACUUUCUCUCUCUCCAUUUCUUCGCUCCUUUCUCGCCCCGACCCUCUCUAUCGUCUUUCUUUACUUACUCUCUGUCCCUUCCUUCGUUCCUUUCUCCCGUUCCCUUCUUUUCUUCCUUUCUCGUCCACUCUCCCUCUCCCUUCCUUCGUUCCUUUCUUCCUCCCCCUCUCUCUCUCUUCCUUCUUUCCUUUCUCUCUCUACCUUCCUUCGUUCCUUUCUCCCGUUCCCUUCUUUCCUUCCUUUCUCAUCCACUCUUCCUCUCCCUUCCCUUCCUUUCUUCCUCCCCCUUCUCUUCCUUCUUUCCUUUCUCUCUCUCUUCCUUCGUUCCUUUCUCCCGUUCCCUUUUUUCUUCCUUUCUCGUCCACUCUCCCUCUCCUUCCUUCGUUCCUUUCUUCCCCCCUCUCUCCUCUUCUUUCUUUCCUUUCUCUCUCUCUUCCUUCGUUCCUUUCUCCCGUUCCCUUCUCCCUUCCUUCUUUCCUUCCUUUCCUCCCUCCCUCUCCUUCCUUCGUUCCUUUCUUCCUCCCCCCUCUCUCUCCACUUCCUUCUUUCCUUUCUCUCUCUACCUUCCUUCGUUCCUUUCUCCUGUUCCCUUCUUUCCUUCGUUUCUCCUCCACUCUCCCUCUCCCUUCCUUCGUUCAUUUCUUCCUCCCCCUCUCUCUCUCUUCCUUCUUUCCUCUCUCUCUCUCUCUCUCUUACAUUCCUUCGUUCCUUUCUCCCGUUCCCUGCUUUCCUUCCUUUCUCCUCCACUCUUCCGCUCCCUUCCUGCGUUCCAUUUUUUUCUCCCUCUCUCAUGCUUCUUAACUGUCUCUAACUCCCUUCUUUCCUUUCUGUUUCUCUCUCUCUUCCUUCUCUACUUUCUCCCUCUCUCUUCCCUCGUUACUUUUUCUCUCUGA
This is a messenger RNA of Acanthosepion pharaonis, 1611 nucleotides long. NCBI's taxonomy places the organism in Eukaryota, Metazoa, Mollusca, Cephalopoda, Sepiida, Sepiidae. The record is from the annotation of a GenBank genome assembly.